AUGGCCUACGAGCUAUCUACCCUUCAGCUUAGCUGCGUGGCCUUUGUGGCCUUCAUGGCCGUUCUGGUAUUCCGGACUCGUACCAGAAACCUCAAACAGAACGUCCCGCCUGGGCCAAGGCCAUUGCCAAUUAUUGGGAAUUUCUUUGAUCUCCCCCCCAAGGGGCAGCCCGAGUAUCUGCACUGGUUCAAGCACAAAGAUGCCUAUGGUCCCGUCAGUUCGAUCAAUGUCAUGGGGACAACGCUCGUCAUCUUCCAUGACAAGGACGCGGCCCACGCGGUGAUGGGAAAAAAGGCCCAAAAGACAUCCGCGAGACCCCAGCUCAACUUUGCCCAGCUAUGUGGGUUCGAGAACUUUCUCAUUACCCAUCAGUACAAUGACAAGUACCGCCUGCACCGGAAAAUGGUGCACCAGGAGAUUGGGACGAAAGGGCUCUCUGCUGGUUUCCGCCCCAUUCAGGAGCAAGAAUCCAUUCGGUUCAUCCUACAGACGUUCAACCGGCCGGACGACAUCUUGCAGCACCUGAAAACGUUGGCUGCCGCCAUCGUUUUGAAAAUUACCUAUGGAUACUCCAUUGAGCGAAAGGGCCAGGACCCGUUGGUCGAGUUGAUCGAACACGCCAUGGAAAACCUGUCCCAAGCAUUUGUGCCUCUCGCUUGGGCCGUGGACUCCGUACCUGCGAUCAAGUACCUUCCAGACUGGUUCCCCGGCAUGUCGUACCGGAAGACGGCGCGGAAAUGGAGGGCUAUCAAUGAGGCCGCUGCGGAACUCCCUUACGAUUUUGUUAAACGCCAGAUGGCGCACAAAGCCCACCAGCCGUCAUACGUGUCCAAUCUUCUCGAGAAGCACAUGAUCAAGUCGGAGGACAACAAGAUCAACGUUUCCGCGGCUGACGAAGAGGCGAUCAAGUGGACCGCCGUGAGCCUGUACGCCGCCGGCUCGGACAGUACCGUCGCCAUCAUCCACAGCGUCAUCUGUGGUCUUGUCAUGUUCCCCGAGGUUGUGACAAGGGCGCAGGAAGAAAUCGACCGAGUUGUCGGCUCCGAUCGGCUCCCCAACUUUGACGAUCGAACCAACCUGCCUUAUGUCGACGGCAUUAUCAAGGAAGCCUGGCGAUGGAAUCCCGUGGGACCCAUGGGAUUGACGCACAAGUCCGAGGAAGAUUUAGUGUGCGGAGAAUAUCUCAUCCCCAAGGGUUCCUAUCUCCUGCCUUCUCUAUGGUGGUUCCUGAACGACCCCAAAGAGUACCCAGAGCCGCGAGUGUUCAAGCCGGAGCGCUACAUGGAGCCUUUCAACCACCCUGAUCCGAGCGAAAUUGCUUUUGGUUACGGCCGCCGAUCUUGUGCGGGUCGGUACUUUGCGGACGCCAGUGUCUACAUCACCGUGGUCCAGCUGCUGGCUGUUUUCAACGUCCGCAAGGCUCGAGAUGACCAAGGCAACGAGAUCCCCGUCACUCUCCAGGCGAUCCCGGGCAUGGUCAAUCGCCCUGCUCCCUUCCAGUUCAAGGUCGAGCCUCGCAGUCAGCACCACAUCGAUCUUCUGCGCCGCAUCGAGUCGGAGCAGAUACCCGAGGUCAGCCAUGCAAGCCUUCUCAAACCGAGUACAGUCUAG
Molecule: messenger RNA, 1611 nt
Organism: Aspergillus fumigatus Af293
Lineage: Eukaryota; Fungi; Ascomycota; Eurotiomycetes; Eurotiales; Aspergillaceae
Gene: fmaG
Product: cytochrome P450 monooxygenase fmaG
Molecular function (GO): oxidoreductase activity, acting on paired donors, with incorporation or reduction of molecular oxygen; heme binding; iron ion binding
Source: RefSeq, a predicted model, not a curated record